Messenger RNA from Nymphalis io (European peacock), 1082 nucleotides. RefSeq lists its product as uncharacterized. The record is from RefSeq and is a predicted model, not a curated record. The transcript has 6 exons. The coding region runs from base 308 to 1060 and encodes 250 amino acids. Lineage: Eukaryota; Metazoa; Arthropoda; Insecta; Lepidoptera; Nymphalidae.
UGGCGUCUAUUAAAUAAAAAAACUGUAUUAUAAUUCCUGUCAUAAACAAAAUUGAAAAGCAUAAAAACCAAAGAAAUUGAGCCAUCAACCAGCAGCGGCGCAAAGUUGUGUGGACAUGGAGACAACGCUAUCCGAUGAGUAGAAUUACAGUUUUGCAUAGCAUCUAACCUGCUGGUUAUACUGGAAUUACAUAUUUCAAUAAAUAGUAAACGAACUCUCGUAGCUUUUCGUGUGAAGCUGUAGAUUGACAGGUUUACAGCAGUAAUGAUUAAUGUUAAUUGUAAUAGAUCAUUAAAAUUUAAAUCAAAUGGUUGCAAAUUUAGUUAUCAUAUUGAUAAUUCUUUCAAUAUAUUAUGUUUACACGAAUCAUAACAGAGAGUUUACGGCGACCGCGUCAGCUAUCCAACAGAUCUGGUCCGGCACGUGUAGACUAUCAUGUCGUCAGAGUAGGUACAGUGGGUACAGUGGGUUGAGUGGAAUAGUCUCAGGCCGGAACACCGAGUCAUCAUACUUGUCUUCCGUGCGCACUGGGUCGACUGCUGUAUGCGUAUGCGAUUCAUGUCCGUGCGAGCUCGUUGAAAACGUUCUCAGAACCUGUAGUCCAGCCACGAAUGUUUACACCAGAACAAUUGAAUUCGUAUCUGAUUGUUAUUACGAUUUGGUCAAAACCUUGUGUGACUUCUUCAAUUAUAUAGACCAAGUGAUGCGCUGCGGCGUCACAUGCCAGAGACAACCUCAGAUGUUGCCUGUAAGCCGUCUUAAUUCUAUAGGCCACAUAAGUUUCGGUUCAACGAAAGAGGAAGAUGAAAAAGAAAGACCCAUCAAAAACAUAUUAAAGCCGACUACGUUCACAUUUCCAAAGAAGCCCGAAUUAGACGACUUUGAGUACAAAGCUACGAGUUCCAGAACUUCCGAAAGCACAGCAAUAAGUCUAGACAUUGACACAAAAAUAUCCGCGAAAAGUCCUGCAGGAUCGGAACAAUUGUCGAAUAGUUGUUCGAAAUGUAUAGAAACGGGUAAAACUUGUAUCGGUUCGUGUCCACGACAGAAAAAGAAAUAAAAAUGUAAACACGUUAAAUGUA